AGGAUGGACACGCUACGCGAGUCUUCCGAUAUGAGACUUCCCAGACAUGCGUCGAUGGGCUGAGGUUGUUGAGGACCGGGGAGGUGGUAUAAAGGUGAGUUGGUGCAGGGUAGCUAGGACCGCAUCUCACUCCUCUCACACCUUUUGCUUCGACUUGUAUUGCGAGUCGGUCACUCAGAGCAGAUCUCAAUCCUGCCUCUCAAGAAAGACUAUACCACCCAGGAGUCGCCCACCAUGUCUACCAACCUCUUCGACGAAGAGAAAAAGGUGGUGCCCGUUGUCAGCACUACCUACGACAACGAGGAUCCUUCCGACUCGUCCGACAAUGAGACCUCUAUCGAAGUCAUCAAGGCAUUGGUCUCAGAGGACCAUGAACAUGACAUCAAGCUCCGUACCAUGUCCUGGCAAAAGGCCGCCUGGUUGCUCUGCGGCGACCAGGUGUGUCUAGCUAUCAUGGCUCAGUCCUGGUCGCUUUCGGUACUGGGCUGGGUUCCAGGCAUUAUCACUAUGCUUGUCGCCGGAGCUUUCUUCUGGAUCACGAGUAUGACUAUGCACAAGUUUAUCAUGAAGAACCCCCAAAUCCGCGACAUCUGCGACUUCGCCUACCUCGCCUGCGGCAAAUCCUCCAUCGCCUACACCUUCACAGCCUUCAUGCUGCUGGCCAACAACAUCAUGCUCAUCGGCUUCCACGUCCUCACCGGCGCCAAAGUCAUCAACACCCUCUCCGACCACUCCAUGUGCACCGUCAUCUUCUCCGUCAUCGUCACCCUCAUGGGAAUCAUCAUGUCCAUUCCGCGGACUCUCAAGCACGUCUCCUUCAUGAGCAUGGGUUCCGCCGCCUGCAUGGGUCUUGCCAUCCUGCUCUUCCUCGUCUUCGCGGGAAUUGAGAAGGCUCCUCUGGUUGGAUAUAACGGCGACUACCCUACCGAUGGACCGGUCAGGACGUACGCUUUUCCUCUACCUGGCACGACUUGGGUGGCGUGUAUGAAUGCCGUUCUCAACAUCACCUUCCUCUGGGUCCCCCAAAUCCUCUUCCCAACCUUCAUCUCCGAAAUGGAGAAACCCCAAGACUUCCCCAAAGCCCUCGCCGUCCUCGCCGGCAUCUCCGGUUUCCUCUUCAUCAUCCCACCCGCCAUCGGAUUCCGCUACUUGGGACAAUACUCCACCGCGCCCGCGUUCGGCUCCCUCGGAACCGCCGCCUUCAAGAAAGGAUCCUUCGCCUUCGUCAUCGUCCCCACCCUCGUCAUCGGCGUCAUCUACGCCAACGUCUCCGCCAAAUUCAUCUACACCCGCCUCAUGGGUCGCUCCCGCCACGCCCACUCCAACACCGUCAUCGGCUGGUCCGUCUGGACGGGCGUAAUGGCAGGAAUCUGGGCCAUCGCCUUCAUUUUCGCGGAAGUCAUCCCUUCAAUGGGCGACUUUCUCUCCCUCCUCGGCGCCGUGUUCGACAGCUGGUUCGGUUUCAUUUUCUUCGCGGUCGCGUACUGGCAGAUGAACCGGGGUAAACUCUUCGACUCGACCGGCAAGUCGGUUAUGACGGUCGUGCAUAUUGUUGUUAUGAUUAGCGGGUUGUUGUUGCUUGGUCCGGGCACGUAUGCGGCUGUCAAGGCGAUUAUGGCGGAUUACUCGGGGACUACCAGGCCGGCGUUUAGCUGUAAGAAUGUGGCGAUUUAG
This is a messenger RNA of Zymoseptoria tritici IPO323, 1674 nucleotides long. RefSeq lists its product as uncharacterized. Gene Ontology annotation, cellular component: vacuolar membrane. NCBI's taxonomy places the organism in Eukaryota, Fungi, Ascomycota, Dothideomycetes, Mycosphaerellales, Mycosphaerellaceae. The transcript is spliced from 4 exons. Bases 235 to 1674 code for a protein of 479 amino acids. The record is from RefSeq and is a predicted model, not a curated record. Gene Ontology annotation, molecular function: amino acid transmembrane transporter activity. Gene Ontology annotation, biological process: amino acid transmembrane transport.